GUGUCGCAAGGGUAUACGAGAGCGAGAUGAGCGCCGACGCGGUGGAGAGGACGAACGGGAAGGCGGUGGUGGCAAGGACAGGAUCAGGUGGUGGGAGAUAUUUCUUUUGGCUCUGUGGCCUCCACUGGUCCCGCGGACUUAUGGCUGGUAGAAUCUGCCGGGUGGAAUUUCCACGGUCGCUCGGCGCGCUCCGAAUUGGAUCGGCGAAAUUUUCUCCCUUACCGCAGCAAUUACUCCACCCGUCGCUCGCUAGUCGAAAGUUUGUACUCGCUCACGGUCGAAAUGCAGAACCCCGGGCGCAAUGCAGACGUCCGAAUGAAGUCUGCGGCCAUGAUACGAAAAGGAAAUCUCACGAUUUAUCCGCCUCUGCGCGGACCCGGGGCGUCUUAUCGCGCUUCUCUUUCUUUAUUCUUUCCCAUUUGUUACGAAAUAAUAAUAGUCAGCGCAACGCAACGGCCUAUCGUAAACUGAUCGAGGAUCCUAAGAAGGAAUACCGAACACACGUAAUACAUCAUAUAUGGCGCAUGUAAAUGUAAUAUUCGAAACCUUUAUUCGCUGUCGGCGAGGUAUAAUCGACUACUUUUGGCAGUAAACGAUAAGUAGUAACGUCGAAGUUUUUUCUUGCGUUCACCACGGCCGCAAUAAUGUAGAGUACGUCACAUUGCGUUACAUAUUUAACAUCUCUCUCGAUCGACGUCUCGAUUCAUCUAAUAAUGCUGCGACGAUUUGACGCGCGACGGCUUGCGCGCGCCGAUCAUUCUGAAUUAUCUAUCUUACAGACGAUCUCUCGUGUGAGUGUGUCACGCGCGCGCGCUCACAGGGAGAGGAAAAAAAUAUGAGGAAAAGUGUGGAGCACGAGACGACGAGUAUUUUCGCUCGGCUUUAAAAUUGCUUGCCUACUCUUAAUCUCAAGGAGAACUAACGCGUUUUUAUCUAAUAACGUGUUAUACGCGCGCGGCGCUCGAUGCCUCGGGAUUUCCGAACGAAGUGUUUCCUUAAUCGAAACGUGUCAAUCGGAUCGACGUGGCGCCUUGGCAAAUUAAUUGUCGCCGACGCGGAAAUCUCGAUAAACGUUGUCGCGAGACAUGUUGUAUAAUGUGAUAUCAAAUAUAAAUAUAUUACACUUUGCAUGCCUGUCGAUUGGGCAAAAGUAUGUGGCUCUAUGUAUUUUCUUAUAGAAUGUUAUUAUUACUUAAAUGAAAUAAAAUGGUACUAGGCCGGUUUCAUCAACGUCUGUUAAUUGCCGUCUUUAAUCGAGUCCUGAGCCGACAGCGAACUUAACCGUUAAAACGCGGUUGUGAAAUCAAUGUGACGCUGAUGAAACCGGCUUAUAAUAAUCUGCUGUAAUUCGC
This is a messenger RNA of Monomorium pharaonis (pharaoh ant), 1352 nucleotides long. RefSeq lists its product as uncharacterized. The transcript has 2 exons. The record is from RefSeq and is a predicted model, not a curated record. NCBI's taxonomy places the organism in Eukaryota, Metazoa, Arthropoda, Insecta, Hymenoptera, Formicidae. Bases 27 to 530 code for a protein of 167 amino acids.